AUGAAUAAUUAUAAAUUAUAAAAAGUCUUAUUCAAAAAAGUCAAUAAGGGUGUUAUUGUUGAAGAACAUUUACUUGUUAAAUCCUUGAUUGAUAAAUAAUGUUAUGUCUUAAAAAGAACAGAUGUUAGUAAAAUUAAUGCAGAAAGAUUGAAAGAGAUUGAAAAUCAUCUCAAACUAUUGAUCAAUAUCAAACAUCCAAGCUUAACCAAAAUUAAAGAAUACUUUAUUGAUUCCUAAUAUCUUGUCUAAGUCUUAGAAUAUUGUGGAGGUAUUUAAUUUAUACUAAUUAGAAUAAAUCUUAAAUGAAAGACUAAACAAAUAAAUCUCUGUUAAUUUAGUUUGUCAAUAUUUGCUUCAAUUGCUAUUUGCUUUAAAUUAUCUUGAAAUGCAACAAAUUAAUGUCUCUAUUGAUUUAGACACAAUCUUUUUGAAUUCUUUUGGAUCACUUAGAAUACAAUUCGAUUUACUUUCUCACAAAAAUUGGAAAGAAGAAGUCAAAUAUCUUUAAUAAGUCUUAAAAAAAACAAAUUUAGAUUGGGAAUCCUAAAAAUCGCAUGAACUAUCUUAAAUUCUAAAAUCAUUAAUGUAACCUAAUCCACCAAGUGUUUAAUAAAUGAUUAAUCAUCCUUAUUUACUUAAAGCAAUGUUUGAUUUUUGUAAAUAAUAAGAUCUAGAAGCAUAAGCUUAAUUAAAUUAAGAAAAGUUAAUUAAAGAAUAAACAAAUAAUAAAAGAGUUGGAAGAGCAUCUACAUCUGCUAAUCAUCAUCGAUAAAAAAUAUCUUAAUAAUCUCCUGUCUAAAAGAAGAAUUCCAAAGAUAGACCCUAAACUAAUUAAUAAUAAAAAAAAAAACCAGAACAAUAAAUUAAACAAUAAUAAUUACCUAUUAAAAGUUAAAUACCUCCUAGACCUAUUAAAUAAAGAAAUAAUUCAUAGGAGACUGUGAUUAAUGAAUCAAUUAUAAAUUAAGAUUUACUAAUGACUAAGGGUAAACAAGAGUUAUAAGAAUUAUUAAAACUAUAUAAAGAUUAGCUUAAAGAAAGUAGUAAAUAGUAUAACCCUUGGUUAAAUAUGUCAGAAAUUAAGGAAAUCACUGAAUAUGAUACAACUUCUAACCUAAAUCAAUAAUCAUGA
Molecule: messenger RNA, 1132 nt
Organism: Paramecium sonneborni
Lineage: Eukaryota; Ciliophora; Oligohymenophorea; Peniculida; Parameciidae
Source: the annotation of a GenBank genome assembly